Molecule: messenger RNA, 3113 nt
Organism: Drosophila teissieri
Lineage: Eukaryota; Metazoa; Arthropoda; Insecta; Diptera; Drosophilidae
Gene: p115
Product: general vesicular transport factor p115
Exons: 1
Coding region: 90-2600 (836 amino acids)
Biological process (GO): vesicle fusion with Golgi apparatus; endoplasmic reticulum to Golgi vesicle-mediated transport; transcytosis
Cellular component (GO): endoplasmic reticulum; cytoplasm; Golgi stack
Molecular function (GO): protein binding
Source: RefSeq, a predicted model, not a curated record
UCGCUAAGCCGCCCGUCAAUUGUUUUCAUGAAUUGACGUGUCGUGUUGAAUGCGAAAAAACCCAGAAUAGACCGUAAACACACACUCGCAUGGAGUUCCUGAAGAGUGGCAUCAAAACGGUGCUGGGCGGCACGGAGCCGGGCCAGCAGCCGAGUGCCGCCGAGACGGUGGAGAAGCUGGUGGACCGCGUCUACUCAUCAACGCUCCUGGAGGAUCGCCGUGAUGCCUGCCGGGCGCUGAAGGCCCUGUCCCGCAAGUACCGCAUCGAGGUGGGCGCACAGGGCAUGCCACCGCUGGUUCAGGUGCUCCAGAACGACGGACAGGAUGCAGAGAUCAUUAGCUAUGCGCUGGACACACUGUGCAACGUGGUCACCAGUGAGGAGUUCGAUGAGGAGGCGGAUAAUCCCACCGUUUCGGUGAAUGUGGGCGAGCAGUUCACGGAGAUGUUCAUCAAGACACCGGAGCACGUAACCGUGGUAAUGGGCUAUCUGGACGAGUACGAUUUCCGAGUGCGGCGCGCCGCCAUCCAAUUGAUUACGUCCCUUAUCUCGAACAAGACGCGAGAACUGCAGGAUUUGAUCCUGGUCAGUCCGAUGGGCGUUUCUAAGCUGAUGGAUCUGUUGACGGACAGCCGGGAAGUGAUUCGCAACGAUGUCCUGCUGCUGCUGAUCGAACUGACCAAGGGAAACUCAAACAUCCAGAAAAUUGUGGCCUUUGAGAAUGCCUUCGACCGCCUUUUUGAAAUUGUCCGGGAGGAGGGCUGUUCGGAUGGCGGAAUUGUGGUGGAGGACUGCCUGAUUCUGCUAUUGAAUCUCCUCAAGAACAACUCCAGUAAUCAACAGUUCUUCAAGGAGGGCAGCUAUAUCCAGCGAUUGGCGCCCAUGUUUGAGCUCUCACAGGAUGCGGAGGAGGUUGGCUGGUCGCCACAGAAGGUCUCAAACUUCCAUUGCCUGCUGCAGGUGGUGCGGGCACUGGUCACGCCCAGUAAUCAACAGCAGGUGGUGGCCGCCUGCCAGCGGGUCAUGCAAAAGUCCCGACUGCUCCAUGCUCUCUGUGAGAUUCUGAUGAGCAGUGGUGUACCGGCGGAUAUACUCACGGAAACCAUCAAUGCUGUGGCCGAAGUAGUGCGCGGCGAUCGGGACAACCAGGAUGAGUUGGGAAGAGUUAUGGCUCCGAGCAGUCCACCCAGACCGGCCAUUGUGGUCCUCCUUAUGUCCAUGAUUAAUGAGAAACAACUGCUGGCCUUGCGCUGCGCCGUUCUCUACUGCUUCGAGUGCUUCCUUUAUCGCAAUGCCGAUGGCCAGCGGGCGGUGGUACAGACCCUGCUGCCCUCCAGUGCGUCCGAUGUUAGCGCCCUUUCGACGGGACAACUCCUUUGCACCGGACUCUUCUCCACAGAUGCGCUAGCCAACUGGUUCUCCGCAGUGGCCCUGAUGCACUCGCUCGUAGAGAAUGUCGCUCUAAAGGAGGAGCUUCUGCGCGUACUGCUGGCCACUCCGGGUGGCCAAAGACCCAUCACUCUGCUCGAGCAGUGCACUAAUCUCAUGCAGCAGGAACGCUACCGCUUGCAGAGCAAGGUGGGCCUACUAAUGCUCCUCAGCUUAUGGCUGGCCCAUUGCCCAGGCGCGGUGAAGGCUUUGCUGGAGACGCAGGGCACCAUGGCCUAUCUAACGGCCCAACUUUGCUCCAACGAGCACGAUGAACGAGAGUUCCUUGUCCAGGGCAUGUGCGCCUUCCUCAUGGGCCUUUGCAUCCAGUUCAAUGACAACUCACUGCCCGGACAGAAGCGCGAGGACAUCAGUCAGCUAAUCAUCAAGCGCAUUGGCCAGGAGAGCUUCUGUAGCAAACUGGCCGAGGUGUCGCGCCACGAGGCCUACAGUAGGGCCUGCAAGCAGGCUCAGAUCCGUGCCAAAUCCGCCGGGGAACUACUGCUCGACUUCGAAUAUUGCAAGCUGUAUAAGGGAUUGGAGGCGUUGAUUGCCAAGCUGGUCAGCGGAUUUGAUGUAGAUGGCAUAGAACUGACCGAACUCACUCUGAGCUCGGAAGCUUCUGCAUUGGUUUCCCAGUACAAGGGAAUUAUCCGUGGCAUGGAUGCCCAGAUCCAAGCACUGCAGCAAACCUCCAAAGAACUGGAACAGGAGAAUGGCGAGCUGAAGGAGAAACUUGGUGAGGAGCAGUCGCUGAAGGCGCAGCUUUUGGACCAAAACACGCUGCUAAAGGCACAGCUGGGAGCCUCCACCGGUCAGGUGCAGUCCGCCCAGGGCGCGGAAUCCACGCCGGCCAACGAGGAGGAGCUAAAUGCCGCUCGCUACCAGGCGAACAUGUACUUCGCCGAGAACAUCCGUCUGACGAAGGAGCUGGAGACACUACGUCAGCAGUUGUCAGCCGAAAAGCAGCGUGCAGAUGCGGCGCAAGAAUCCCUGGCGGCCACUCAAAAGGAUCAAGAGGAUUUGCUCGAACUGCUGGCCGAUCAGGAGGCCAAGCUAACGCGAUACGAAGAAGUGGACUCCACUAAUGCCCCUCCCACUUCCAACGUAGCUCCCAGCGUGCCAGCAGCUGGGGAAGGAAGUCCCAUUCCCAGUGGCACCGCCAGCAGAUAGGAAUCGUUUCACGGAUGAGCUGCUAGCCACGUAUUACAACUGGAAAUUGCUCGACUGCCCCAAAAACGUUUUGCUAUCUUAUAUACACACAUUCUACUUGUUUUAUAUUUAUUUAACCUACGUACAGAAUAUAUGUCUAGAUCCAAAUUUAAACGAUUCCAUGUUAUGUUUUGGCGGGAACUGCAGCAAAUCGCAAGAGAUAGCUAUAUUCGCUCUCGAUUUCCUGUCUCCAUCUCUUUCCAAUUCGAUCCCAACUUUUUGUCUGCUUCUGUAGGAAUUCUUAGAUAGUGUUUGUUUUGACGUUUAUAUGUUUAACAAUCUUAAUAUAUUUAUGAUUGAGCUAAUCGUAGUGUUGCAAGAAAACCCUUUAAGCCGCUUCCUGACCUUGUUAAUUUAGAUAAUAAGUGUAUUCAUCGGCUUAUUAUGCCAAACAGAACUUUAAUUUAACUAUAGUCAAAACUGUUGCAUUUAACUGACGAAAAGUAUGAAAUAAAUAAAUGAAAAUAAAAUAUA